AUGCCCUACAUGCACACCAGUAGCAUAUCCCCUACACCCAUACUGCCCAACACGUCAACCAGUCAACACGUACCACGAAAAACCAAAUCAUCACUCCCAUCCCUCUUCUACGAUACCACCUCAUCUCUACCUUUAAUCCUCCAUCUCAACCUCCAACCACCACAUACCACGACCAACUCCAAAAUGUCCACUAUCCUCCUGAUCCUCUACCUCUACACAAUCACCACCCUCCUCAAUCCAGGAUGGGCCCAAACCAACCAGUACUCCCCUUCUCACCCCCACCUUAAUCAACCCCAAAUCACACUGACAAUGAAACACCAGAAAAACACCCCAAAACCUCUGCUCAACCCCCGGUACCCACUACUGCCUGCACGGCUCCCUCCAAAGCCCGGAAAUGCUCUCCUGUGUCUCACGCACCAAAGCCGAGCUUCGCUCUUGCAAUAUCGAGUACGUUUCUUGCCAGUCUACAUCCAGGCAUUUCUGGAGAGGGAAGCACUAAUUCAUCUACAGAUUGGCGCUGGUAAUGGGGGAAUAGGCUAUGAAUCCUCGCUUGCGGCUGGAGAUGCUAUUUGUGCGUUCAAUGGGACGGGGUAUACGCGGAUGAGGGGUACUGUUGAGGUUCCGGGGGCGAGGAUUUGUGACGUUGAGAGUGGUUCGAUUGAUGGCCUGGAAAGGGUGGAUAUUGUUUCUUUGGAGAAGGGGGUGGGUUCGAUGAUGGGCUCCAGUCAAAGUUAUGGAUUGGAGUCCGGCUCAAGUCAUGCGGUUACAUCCUCUUUGAGUGCAGUUUGGGGAUCUUUCCAGCCAGUGACUGUGUCUGUAGCUGGUGAGAUGGGUGAGCCGGUGCAGAGGAAAAGAGAACUGUGGUUCUGUUUUGAUCGUGGGAGGUCAAGGUCCAUGGAUCCUGGGGAUAGGGUUGUGGUUACGGUGUUUGGUUCGGGGUCCAGUUGGAUGUCCUCGGUGGUCAGGUCUCAGGAGACUACUAUGGAUAGUGAAGGGGUGGUUGUGUCUAGGCUGGGGCUUGGGAUGGGGAUGGGUUCCACUCGGGCUCUUAGUAGCACCUAUGUCUCGACUUCGACUGGAAGUUUGGCCGCUUUAAAUGGCACUUCGACGGUUGGGUUUCCUGUCGCGACGGGGUCUGUGGGUGGGUGUGGGGCCUUGGUGGUGGAAGGGACCUGGGUGGGAUUCUUUUGA
Aspergillus oryzae RIB40 is the source of this 1191-nucleotide messenger RNA. RefSeq lists its product as uncharacterized. The transcript is spliced from 3 exons. The record is from RefSeq and is a predicted model, not a curated record. NCBI's taxonomy places the organism in Eukaryota, Fungi, Ascomycota, Eurotiomycetes, Eurotiales, Aspergillaceae. Bases 1 to 1191 code for a protein of 396 amino acids.